Molecule: messenger RNA, 273 nt
Organism: Colletotrichum higginsianum IMI 349063
Lineage: Eukaryota; Fungi; Ascomycota; Sordariomycetes; Glomerellales; Glomerellaceae
Exons: 2
Coding region: 1-273 (90 amino acids)
Source: RefSeq, a predicted model, not a curated record
AUGGAGUUCUUGGCCUGCCCCAAAAAAGGAUGUUCUCGUCACAUCACGGAACGAGGACUCGUUUUUCCAAACUUGUAUCAAAGACUUUUCCAAGGCAUUCAACCGCCUCAUUUCAACGCAACAACCAAGGUGUGGUGUGUCCGUGAAGAGUUAGUUACCGAUCGUCAAUAUGCUUGGUACUUUCUCGGUACAUCUUAUCUUCAACCUGGUCCAAAUAAGAUUAUGACCCCACGUGAGCUUCUUUGUGCCAACAUGUGGGGGAUGCAUGCAUAG